AUGAGAGCUCUUCAUGAAAACAUUCAAAAGGUUCAGAAUCAACAAAAGCAAUAUGUUGAUCAGAGGAGGGUUGAGCAAUCUUUUGAGAUCGGGGAUAUGGUGUUUAUGAUGCUACAACCCUAUAGACAAUCCUCUCUUAGGAAGAAGGGCUCGAAGAAACUCAAGCCAUGUUAUUAUGGACCAUUCAGGAUUAUCAGGCGAUUCAACGAAGUGGCUUAUGAGUUAGAUUUACCAGCAGAUAGUAAGGUUAAUAAUGUGUUCCAUGUUUCUCUCCUCAAGAAGGCAUUGGGACAACAGAUAGCUCCUUCUUCAGACUUACCACCCCCAGAUGAUGAGGGGAAGUUGAUAUUAGUACCUGAGGUCGUUAUAGAGACUAAAGAGCGACAUCUUCGGAGGAUAUUGCCUAAAUCAAUGAUAGAGUCCUCAAAAGCACCUGACGAAACUGGAACAUCAUGGAUUUCCAAAGCUGAUAUUCCCCGCAAGUUCGAAAUAAUGAGAAAAUCCAAGGACAUUCAUGAGAUAUACAUUGAAGAUCAAGAACCUCCUCAAAGCAUGGAAGAAGACCAUACUCCAGAGAUUCAGAGGAAGACUCGUGAACUUGUGGAAGAUAAUAAUCCAAAUGAAACCUUGGAUCCUACUGAUGUGCCUAUAGACAUUGUUGUAAACCGGAAAAUACCUCUUUCGGCAAGAAAAAUGAUACAAGAGGCUGAAGGCUUUGCAACACCAAAAGGAACCUUUAGGGAAAGUAAAAGACCACACAGAUUCUCCAUCUAUGCUGCAUUAAUGAGUGAAAUCAUUGAGUCAAAACCCACUAGUGUUGAGGAAGCCUCUAGUCUUCAAGUUUGGAAAGAUGCUAUGGCAUAA
Molecule: messenger RNA, 864 nt
Organism: Cryptomeria japonica (Japanese cedar)
Lineage: Eukaryota; Viridiplantae; Streptophyta; Pinopsida; Cupressales; Cupressaceae
Exons: 3
Coding region: 1-864 (287 amino acids)
Source: RefSeq, a predicted model, not a curated record